This is a messenger RNA of Penaeus indicus, 1594 nucleotides long. RefSeq lists its product as uncharacterized. The transcript is spliced from 4 exons. The coding region runs from base 54 to 749 and encodes 231 amino acids. The record is from RefSeq and is a predicted model, not a curated record. Lineage: Eukaryota; Metazoa; Arthropoda; Malacostraca; Decapoda; Penaeidae.
AACUCGACGGCAAGGAGGAACUCGCAGCUGAGGAGGGAGAGCGCCGACUCAAGAUGGCCGCCGCCUUGCUUCCCGGCCUCCUGCUGCUGGCGCUGAGCCGAGGCCUCCCUCUGGCCGCGGCCGAGACAGAAGCCCUUCCUCUCGGCUUGCCUUCCAUCAAGUAUCUGAAGCCCAGCCAGAACUCUACCAAAGUCACCUUUCAUAUCUUCGCAAACCAAAUAAUUAACAAUGUAACCCAUUCCCUUGAUGAAAAGUGGUAUGCAGUCGAACUUUCCAAGAACGAAAACCGAACCUUAGUUCUCCGUAUCCUACCUGAUGUCGACAAUAACUUCACCUGCUGCACAGACGAGAAACUGAGAAAUUUCCAUGCGUCCUAUGAGGGUAAUGUCCAAUGGAGUGAAACGUGUCCUGAGGAUUUUACUGUGUACUGCCCGGGUACAGAAUCAGCUACCAACGAUCACCACAACUCAGACGCUAGUUCAACCCAAUACCAAGACACCAAACCUACUCAUACAGCUUCGGAUACUGGAAACUCGACCACACAGGAGCCUAAAGAAGAUUCAUCUAUGGAAAUGAUCCUGUGGAUUACAUUGCCCACAGUAAUAGGUAUAACCACGAUUUUGGUGGUGUCUGUGGCUUGUUGCCUGUACAAGAAUUCGAGGGAGGAUCAGCCACUGUCGGAUGCAAGCGACCCACCAAGAAGCGAGUUGAAUAUUGGGGUGGAGUCUGUGGAGGAAGAAGCAGUCUAACUUGAGAAGAAGAAUCAAUCUGACUUAAUCCAACCACCAUGGAUUUACGUUCUGACCCAUGUAGGAUUUUUGUGAAUGUUGUUACAUACAGAUGGCUCCACAUGUACUCAGCCGGCAAGGGGUCUAUCAAUAGGCCCCAGUGACCGAUCCUGAUUUCCCCAUUCCUUGAAUUGGCGGGAAAAUGUGUUUUCUUUUUAAUACAAUUCAUAUCGAUACUGUUAUUAUUGUUAUUGAUGUUAUGAUUAUUGAAUUGUUAUUUAAAUCUUGGUAACAUUUAAGACAAUAAAAUAAUACAAAAGACCCUUUCCAAAAGUCAAGGAAAAGGGUAAACAUGUGAGAUAGGACUAGUAACUGACUCCUUGGUGAUUAAACACUUGUAGAGCCAUCUAUAUGUAAAUACAAUAAAUAAAAUUUAUAUUACAGUGGGCAUGGCAUGUAUUCCUGACAUCCGUGACGACUGGGUUAAGAGAUAAGAAUUAGGGUAACUUGAGGAGGAACGUCUAACUUACAGAAGAUGGAAUUAGUUUCACUUGAGGAUGAGCAAUCAGUCUAAGAAAUAUCAGUCUAGGGUCAUUACUCUAGCUGGAUAGUCUUACAAACCAUAUGAUUCUUUGAUUUGGAUGUCUAUAUAGUGUGUGUCUUUUAUUCUAAAAUUUGUUUUUUAUAUCCUGAUUUGAUUAAUGCAUACGUGCUUAUUAUAAUAUAACAGUAAGACCAUUACAUCUGUAUCACUCAGUGAAUGUAUUAGGAAUAUAAUUAUAUUAGUUUUUAAGUUCUUCGCCUAUGUUUAUGUUUAUAUUUUAAAUGUAUAUUUUUGUUCAUAUUAGCAUGCGGUAGUAACACUA